UAUUGACGAAAUGUCCAAAUGACAAAAUGGAAUAUAUGGUAAAAUGGCUGAAGAUUACUCCCACGGCUCUGAAAACUAUCGCCAACAGGUCCACGGACGUACCUCUUCCUGCUCUUAACUUGAACACCUCUGGUUUUAAAUAUUUUUGGCUUUUCUCCGAUAUUUUGAGGUUUUUUGCAUGAUACCCGUACCGGACCCGAAUGGUAUGCUGUUAAUAUUAUUUCUUCAUGAGAGCACGGACAUUGGCUAAAUGCAUAAACGUUUACAAGCAUUUGAAAUGUAGGCGUACAGAUGCAUGUUAAACGUUAGCUGGAUGGAUAAGGCCACACGAAUGAACACUUCCACGGAAUUAAUAAAAGUAUUUUGGACAUACUAUGCGAU
Molecule: messenger RNA, 381 nt
Organism: Acanthoscelides obtectus
Lineage: Eukaryota; Metazoa; Arthropoda; Insecta; Coleoptera; Chrysomelidae
Source: the annotation of a GenBank genome assembly